AUGGAUCCUAAAGUCGACUCAAGGCAGCUUGCAGACCAGUCUGAAGUCAUUCGCCUCCUCGCGACCGAUACAGUGCCAUGGUAUAAGAAGCCCAACCUCCGGUUCCUUUAUUUCUGCCUCAUUCCAGCAGCGCUCGGUGUCGAGAUGACCACUGGUUACAAUGGCUCUGUCCUCAAUGGAUUACAGGCAGUCGCCACCUGGCAGACAUACUUCGGGUUCCCAAAAGGCGCUCUUCUCGGUGUAGUCAACGCAUCGUAUAACCUGGGGGGUCUCAUCACUUUGCCAAUUGUCCCAUAUGUCAACGACAAAUUUGGCCGCAAGCAUAGCAUUACUUUCGGUUCUAUUAUCCUCAUCGUCGGCGUCAUUUUGCAGUCUACGUCUCAAAACAUUGGAAUGUUUCUUGCAUCCCGGCUCAUCCUCGGCACCGGCAUUCCCUUCGCUGUGUCAGGGGCCUCACAGCUCUUGGCUGAACUGACCUACCCUCGCGAACGCGCCGUCAUUACCGGCCUCUUCAACACGUCUUGGUUCAUUGGCUCCAUCAUGGCUGCUUCUGUAACCUUGGGCACACAUACGAUGAGCAACGACUGGGGUUGGCGCAUCCCGUCAAUCUUACAGGCUGCUCCCGCAGCACUCCAGCUUAUCUUCAUCUGGUUUGUUCCAGAAUCCCCUAGAUGGCUCUUAUCCAAGGACCGUAGUCAGGAAGCUUUUGAUAUACUCGUCAAAUACCAUGGCGAAGGAAACCGCAACUCAGCCAUCGUUAAUGCGGAGUUUAUCGAGAUAUCUGCACAGCUCAAGAUGGAAAUUGAAAAUUCAAAGUCACGCUGGAUCGAACUCAUCCAGUCUCCUGGGAAUCGCAAGAGGACGCUCAUUGCUAUAUGUGUUGGUCUCUUUACUCAGUGGUCCGGCAAUGGUCUCGUGUCCUACUAUCUUGCCAAGGUCCUGGCAACGGUUGGUGUUACAGAUAAGAAGACCCAGAACAUUAUCAACCUAUCUCUCUCCAUGUGGUUGUGUGCCACCGGGUGCGCCUUUUUGGCCGCUUUUAUGCCCCGCCGUGUCCAAUUUUUGACUGCCUUUGCCGGUAUGACUAUCAUCUUCUCGAUUUGGACUGGUGUCAGCGCUGCCUAUGCUCAGCACGGGACACACUCUGAAGCUAUAACCGUUGUUGCCUGA
This is a messenger RNA of Penicillium vulpinum, 1170 nucleotides long. Its product is annotated as Major facilitator superfamily domain general substrate transporter. Gene Ontology annotation, cellular component: membrane. Bases 1 to 1170 code for a protein of 389 amino acids. Gene Ontology annotation, molecular function: carbohydrate:proton symporter activity. The record is from RefSeq and is a predicted model, not a curated record. Lineage: Eukaryota; Fungi; Ascomycota; Eurotiomycetes; Eurotiales; Aspergillaceae. The transcript has 5 exons. Gene Ontology annotation, biological process: carbohydrate transport; transmembrane transport.